UAGGAAACCAAAAAAUGAGAGAGUAGAAGUGUUAGUGCGAGAAACGGAGAUUUUCCGACCGACUUGUUGUUAGUAUUCGUCAUAUACCGAAUUAAGUAAUUCCAAUUUGUAUUAGAUUUUCUCCUCUCAAAGUAAAACUACCACCACUACUUGAUAUCUUUGAUCAACAUGGCGAAGCCGUUCGAGGGCAUUGCAAAGCCGACCGGCGCUCCGGUGUUGCGCCCUCAGGUCGGUUUUUGCAUGCGCGCAAAGAUCACAGGAGCAGGAGAGGACCGAACGAGCAUGGAAGGCAGUCGCAUGUACUUGAACUUCUGCAGCCAUCCUUUGAUCGAAAAACCGAAGUUGCCGAACAAGGAGAGCGUCACAAAAGACUGGCUAUUGAAGCAUGGGAUUGGAAAUAUGCAGGUAUGUUGUAGUAUAAAGAUUAAUAUUGUUCUUGUUUACCAUUUGUGUGGUGUGUCAAUUGUAAGUAAAGUAGAUUUAUUCCGGAACUAUUUGUGUACAGUAGUUUCUACUUUCCACGGUUUUCCGUUCGUUUUCUUUUCAAAUUAGGCCUGUGCAGGAAGUUUUUCUUGAAUUUGUCUUCGACUUCUACCUCUUGCGAUACAAUUCUUUCAUCACUUGAAUCUAUUGAGCGACAAUUCAUCUUCACCACUUCUUCCUCUACUUCAACGAUUACUUGAGCCAUCUUACAGAUCCCUCUAGACAUUGGCUCCUAUCGGAAGUUGAAGCUUGCUGCAGAGGGCGCGAAAAAUAGCGCGUUUUGUUUGGACGUGGUUUUCCAUCCGACAAUGAUCGAACUUUUUAUGAACGACGCGUUCAACAGGUACAAAGAUAUCUUGUUCACACCGAACUGCAAGGCACCACUCUUCAAAUCAAAUUAAAGAUCAAGUUUGAGAGGAUUUGAUGUGGCCUCAUUGUGUCUUUUUUGUUAGUAUGUAAUGCUGUAUGGUUGUAGAAGUAAGUUUAAAAGUGGUACAAAAUAAUGAGACAUACAGAUUAUACGGCUCCAUAUGGACGAUGACGCACAUGAUCCUUUCACCACACAUUCUCCUUACAGCUCCAAAAUGGGACUUGCGAAUGACCAGAUGAACACCUUUCGCGCAUACUUAUCCAAUGUCGCUUUCAAUAUGGUAGAGCGCGAGCUAAAGCUCAAGCUCUCGCGAGCGGAGAAGGAUAUUAAACUUGUAAAAGAAACGAGGUAUAAAGACCCUGAGAAUGCCAAGGGGAGCGAACCAGUGAAAUUAUGGACCACGUCGUGAUGAAGAUGGUUUUCAAGCUAGUAGUGGAAUAGAAAUUUCAAGUACUUUAUUCCAAUUCGUAACUUCUGGUCGACUAGACUUCUAAGCGUGAUGUGUGGAACAUCAGUUGUAGUUCUCGUUUUAUCAGAUGAAGUUUUCGUCUUAAUUCUAAUGAUGAUAACUUAAUUCUAAUACAAGGAAAAUAGGUCAAUCUUAUUCUGGAUACUUGGUAAUGGUAUUCAGAUUUUGUCUUCUAAAGUCAGACCCUCGACCGCAAGAAUUUCGGGAGAUUUUUACGGAAGAAGCUGUCGAGGAAAUCAGAAAGGAGAUGGAAGCCGAGAUGAAAAGGGAGAAAGAAGUGAAGGUCACAGCUCCUACGGCGGCCGCAAUGUUAAGACAAGAACCAAAAUGAAAGUAAGUCUCACUCACUGCAUUGUAUCCUUGGGCAUUUUCCAGAGGGAAGAGGGCGUCAACAGGGGUGGCCCAAGCGAAGGAUUCGACCGCGGCAACUCUAACAAUUAGCAGCGGCGAUUUGGGUAGCGGGCGGCUUAAUCUACCUGGUGGCGGUGUCGUAGGCGGGUCCUCUGCCUCCUCGAGUGACGGAGGCGACUUUGUUAUCCGGGAAAGCAAGCCGAAGGCUGCGCCAUUAAAGAAGCAAAUGAAGGGGUUUUUCGGAAAGAAAGGAGCGAAAGGAGCGCUUUACGGUGAUGGCGGAAGCGGCGAGGGUGUGUUGCCAGAAAACGCUGGAGACCCGAUGGGCUACCUCCCGAAAAAACUUCUGCAAACGUGCAAAAUCGUCGAUACGGGGGCACCAGAGUACUGCAACUUUUUUUGAAUUGAUAGCGAUUCUACAAGGCAAUGAAUCAGGAACGCCAGGCGCAGCCGUUGCCUGGUUUUCUGCUGCGGGAUGGUGCAGGGGCGCCGCGGUUACGCAGCGCCCAUGACUGACGCAGGCUCCAUGGAUGGGCUUUUGACAAGGCGCGAGGCCGAUUGACAAGGCGCGGCCCUUGCCGCCCGCGCACGUUUUGCCUGGUGCGGGUGCUUUCGCAGACCGACGCGGCACGCAAAUAGCCGAAAAGUCUAUCGCCUGCUAACCAAUGCGCAGGGUGCUGGGAUGCCUGCUGAUGCGGGCCCGCUUGCUUGAGAUUGGCCGAGAGUGUGAGGAGGGGCAUAGGGCCCGGCAGGAGUACAGCGGGGGCGCUUUUGGAAAAUCUUCGCGCAGGAGAAGGCCCCCCGCAUGAUACACGAGGAAACCCUGGGCCGCCAAAGCUUGUCGCUUCGUAUGCCAUGCAUUCGCCAACGACAGCAGGGCGAUAGUGUUCCACAGGACGCAGCACCGGGGGACUGCUUCGGUUUAUGUGAGGAGAGGCAGGCGCCUGCUCCGGCGUUUCGCACUAAUACGCCGGGGAAGAAACAACUCCGGCGAGAUUCUCUUCUCGUGUGACUUUCGUGCUAUGUCGAAGGUGUGGCCUGGGCUCGCUCUUGUGCGGUAUGAUCCGGCAACAGCCGAAGCAGCGGGCUCGCAUAUAUGAGACGAAGCCAGAUCGUUGCGGUGCCGUCUCGAGAGGCCAGGCGUCGCGCAUGUGGCGACGAACAGAGGAAGGCGAAAGCCGGAAACGGGCAAGGCUGGCGGCGCGGCCGCCAUUGGUGGACUGUGGGGAAGAAGGGGGCAACGGCAAGUGGCUGCGGAUGCGGACGGCUUGGCGAAAGUCCUCGAAAGAUUUAGGCAAAGCAGCGGGCUCGAGCCAUAAGAUUCGACACGGUCAACGCUUUCACAGCUGGGGGCAGUUCUUGACACGUACCCCGGUCGGCCAUGGCAAUGCGCCCAGGCCGGCGGGAGGCCUGGCGCUUUUACUCCUGUCCAACUUCGAAGCGGCAGCCGCCUUGUCCGACCGCACCCCCCUGAGAAAAACGGGCUCAUUAUUUAAAGAAUCGCAAACCUGUUCGCAGUCGCCUGCAACGUGCAGCGGAGCCGCGAAACGUUUGGCACCCUGGUAGGGCACAGGGAGGGACUAUUCGUAGGAACAGUCUCCGCGUAGAAAGACUGCUCACCGUAAGGCUUUCACCACGGCGGGAAAAGGUACGCAAGACGAAGGGAACCACGUCUCAAAUCAGACCUCCAAUCAGGGCGCGCAGUCUGGCGCUGAGCGCUGAAGGAGAGAAGGGCCGGGAAAGGGAAUAGGUGCAGGGGCUCCAUGCUAUUGGAAAACCCUGGGCACGUUGGAGCCAGUUUGUCGGCUUCUUGACUUGUGUCGGCUUUGUCAGGAAUGCGCCCGAUCGCGAUGCAUCGCGUACUUACAUCGCAGCGCCGCAGGCCUGAAAGGUAGCGCCCAAGAAUCAGCCAUCGCGGAUAUGAAACGACGCCCGCGCGCUUCCAUUCCGCGCGCCAUCUCUGAGGCUCUCUCUCAGGCUGCUCCCUGCGGGUGGUGGCUCUGGCGGGUCUCUUUGCAUGCUGUUCGACGUGUCUGCCGUGGUGGUUGUGAAUCUGGUCAAAGCUGUGGCGUGGCAUCUUCGGCACCACUUGCGGCAGGGGGUUCGCUCCGGGCAGCGUCGAGGUUUGGAACUGUCCCCAGCACCGGCGGCCCGGCAGCUUGGAAGAGCCGCGCAAGGAGUGCAAGGGGACCAAUGGCGAAGGCUGCGACCGCCCACGCACCACACAACUCGCACGCGCGCGAGCGGGCAGCGGCGGGCUGAGGGCAAACUUGCCUGGCCGUAAAUGUAUGCGAAGCAAGCAGGGAAGAAGCUACCACCUGGGCGCAGGGUGGGCGCUAGGGAAUUUGCGACGAAGACGAGCGGCGGCCUCGCGUGCAAGGCGGCACCGGCGAGGCGCAUGGGGGCCGCGCUUGCGACGCUGGUCGACGUGUCCGUGAGGAAUUCGGACAGCCUCGCCGGGCUUAGCCGGAUCGAGUCUGGCUGGCCGCUCGUGCCGUCUAUGUCUGUGUCGCUCGGGUGACCUGGCGCGCGGCGGGUUCUGCGCGUGAGCCCCUGCCGCGGUUUCUGGCUGUCUUGUCUGUGUUUAUUGCGUGUGUAUUUUGCGUGAGGAGUUAUUCUCAUAGCAGACGAUACGUGUGCCUUCCGCGCUUCCUCAGCUUCCUUCUUUGGAUUCUUUCUUGUCGUUGGCAUGCACACACUUCAUUCAACCAUGAUGACACCGAAAAACGGAACUUAUCGAUCCCAGAGCUUUUCUUUGUCCAACAAAAAGGUACCAGGCUGCGGAGAAGCAGCGUCGGGAGGCAGAAGCGUCGAAUAGCGAUAAUAAUGAGAUGCUCAAGGACCUGGAGAAGUGGGCGAAAAAGCAAGCAGGAAGGCAAGAUCCUUGUAGUCGGUGGGCCGAGGACAAUCCAAUAGGUGCGGACGAUGACUUUGGCAAAAAGUACGAUGUUGACUAUGCCAGAUUUGACAAGAUUUUGGAACGGGAGGAAGCGGCUGAAAAGAACGAGACGCCAGUUGUACAAGAUGACAGGGAUUGGUACUCCUAAGAUGGUCCUCCUUCUUUUGUCGAUUGCAGCGAGGUCUGAAACCACGUGCAUUGAUUGAUGAUGAUGUAGGCAGUGUGCAGAUUUUUAGACCUCAAGGUCGAGAUUACUUGUACAGUGCGACGCCUGUAAGAUAGAAGUCUUCGGGCGAUCGUUUCAAUUGAAUAUCUUUCACUCCUCCUCCGUAAGGUAUUUCGACAGCAAGGGAAAUCCAGUGAAGAAGGGUGCAAAGAGUGGAAACGAAAUCCUGUCCAAGGCAGAGCAGGCUGAGUUCAGAGGGCUUGCAAAAGGUUGGUUCGACAAGCUCGGAGAAGCAGAUAGCAACCGCUCAGGGGAAGCAGGCUCUCUAGCAGAUGGCCUUCUCGAUAUGCUGGACAAGUUCGAGGACCCUUCUGCGUUGCAAGCAACGAAAAGUCAAGAACCUGUGGAGUCGACCGCAUCAAAUUUACGAAGUUGGAUAUUUCGCACUUCUUCUUCCAACCAUCGUGAUGAUGGAAGAGAACAAACGCAACCUCAUCAUUUUUCGUCACAGAAGUAUCUAACAGAUGCGUGUAAGGAGCAGGUAUAGUGAAAUAGGUUAAAUGCAUCACACUUUUUUGAAGUCAACUUUUUUUUCGCAAGCACGACACCUCUAAGAUCAACGCAGCCUGCGGAAGGCAGUCUCGAUUGCACAAUAACUCGUUCCGGAAAGGAAUUCACGGUUAGCAUCGCAGACUGCGAACGGCCUCGCGAGGUUGACAUCGAAGCUCGUGAGACCGAACUCCUGCUGACCUAUGAUGGGCAGAUACAGCGGCUUUCCCUUGAGGGACAACAGAUUCUAGCAGACGAUAUCGUGGCCAAGGCAUCCACGAAAAAGAAAACGCUAGUUUUGACAGUGCCCACCGCGGAUCCAGCAGAUGGAUUGGACUAGUGGAUUUUGCUACUGGGUCACCGCGAUUGCAUUGUGUAGUUCCAAAAUGAUCAUAGGCAUCAUAAGCACAUCGCAUUCAGCGAAAUCGGUUUAAGAACAGGGACAUCUUCGGCUCAGACUUCGACUUCGACGCAUUGAGUUUUUGCCUUUUAUUCUCAUUACCGCAUGGUCCUUCUGCCGCUUCAGGGAACGACGAUGUUCCGGUUUUUGUCGCGAAAGCCAGAGACGUUGAGGAGAAUGCUGCGGAAGACUGGUGAAAUAGCCUUUUUAGUGUACCGCUAUCGAUUACUACCGUAAGCGGCGUGAAACUGGAGAGCUCUGCCUGCUUGCGUUUCGCAAGUGUUCGACACGUUGUUUGUUGCAUGCCUUCACAAGAUCCCGACGCUGAUUGCUUUGUGAGUAUCGGUGGGGAUUGUCGGAAC
Messenger RNA from Amoebophrya sp. A25, 6049 nucleotides. NCBI's taxonomy places the organism in Eukaryota, Dinophyceae, Syndiniales, Amoebophryaceae. The record is from the annotation of a GenBank genome assembly.